Molecule: messenger RNA, 838 nt
Organism: Scylla paramamosain (green mud crab)
Lineage: Eukaryota; Metazoa; Arthropoda; Malacostraca; Decapoda; Portunidae
Product: dual oxidase-like
Exons: 4
Coding region: 298-684 (128 amino acids)
Biological process (GO): response to oxidative stress
Molecular function (GO): heme binding; peroxidase activity
Source: RefSeq, a predicted model, not a curated record
GUUGAAUUGUCGUCCUUGUAUUCCCUUCCAGUGUAAUUAUGGUGUUGAUUUAAUGUUAUCUGUUGAUGUUUACUUAGUUCAUUGAACAUGGUUUUAAGAAGCAAAAUACAGUCGCCUUGGUACAGCCAGCUCGCUCACUUUUAUACAGCGUAAUGCACCAGAUGUUCCUGAACACACAUUAACCUCGUCUUCCGCAGAGCAAAUUUUGUUGUUUUCUUGGUGAGAGAGAGAGAGAGCAAACUGUGCACGGGGAGGGAGCCAGGGAGCUACAGGGAACCAGGACGCCGCUGUGUUGUUAUGCCAAAACACUCAGCUGCGGCUUGUCAUACCCAAGUGUGUAUGACAGCCUGUGUGGUGACAUGGUGGUGUCUGUGGCUGACUGUGGCAGGCAUGGAGGUCUGGGGAGGAGGAGAGGAUGGGGAAAGAGGAGGAAGAGAGGAGAGGUCCCUUCAGCAAAUCCCCUUAGGAACCUCAGGAUUUCCCUUACCUGUGGAUAUUGACCCCAUUCCUUCAGGCCCCAGAGAACAGAUCAACCAAGUGACAUCCUUCAUUGAUGGGUCGGUGAUCUACGGGUCCAGCAAGGAGGAGAGUGACGAGCUGCGUGCCUUCUCUGGCGGCCUCCUCCAAGGUGCAGCGCGGCCCGGCAAACACCCAGAUCCUCAUGGCCGACACCAACCAGAUUGACUGCAAGACCUCAGGAAGAUUCAAAGCCAGGUCACGCAAGACUCGGGCAGCAGACGGCCAGCUCAAAGACAUCGAGUCAGGUUCCCCAAACAACGUACUGGAUUUGAUGGAGGUUCUGCCUAACACUGACGUCAGCGAUAUCACGGAAAUUCCU